This is a messenger RNA of Aspergillus aculeatus ATCC 16872, 554 nucleotides long. RefSeq lists its product as uncharacterized. The coding region runs from base 90 to 554 and encodes 154 amino acids. The transcript has a single exon. The record is from RefSeq and is a predicted model, not a curated record. Lineage: Eukaryota; Fungi; Ascomycota; Eurotiomycetes; Eurotiales; Aspergillaceae.
CUCCCGAAAUCCUGAGGGAGCCGACUCCACCGCCUGCCUAUGAGCAUGAACCCACCAAUACUUCACCUCCAUGUAGCCUUCCCACCAAGAUGUCAGCCGCUGCCAUGGACGUUGAAGAACAACGACUCCCUGACCUCCUAGUCUACGAAGUCAGAAUCUACAGUCGUCCUCUCCGUGUCCGAAAUGAUGCAGACGAGAAGUGGGCUUCCAAGUGCACUAACUAUACCCUCACAAUUCUCUGCAUGUUCAUGGUCUUCUUCAACCUCGCCUUCUACUUUCAAAACAAGCGCGAUUAUAACAUCAACAACGAAGACAGCUUGCUGGAUGACCGGUGCUCAAACCAACACGACACGGCGAUCGGCUUGGCUUGCAUCCUGGGCCUGCUGGGAGCCGACCAUUGGUAUGCUCAUCAUUGGCUGCUUGCCGUCCUCAAGUCGAUGUGGGCAUUGUUGGAGGCUGGACUUUUCCUCAUCACCGCUACGGCGGCAACCAUGAGCCUUAUUUCGCGGAUUUCCCCCCAGGCUUGUUUUGGCUCUCAACAGAUUCGUUUCUGA